AAGUUGAACCUCACUCACUUGGCUCCCCUUCCACAUUGCACUCUCUUCGUAUUUUAUACGUUAUUGUCUGGUGUCCCUUCGGCCAGUUGCGAGUUCAUUUCCCCUUUCCCAGGGACUCGAGGGUGACUCGAGGGUUGAUCGUCGGGACCGUCGCUCUUGAAGUCUCGAAACGAUCAAGUCCGUGGCGCCAGAAGCAUGCAUGGGUUCUGGCCCAAGAGGCUCUCGAAAAAAGGGGAGGCGCUUUGCUUAUGCCACCAAACGGUGGGGCGGAGCUUAUCAACGGUGCCCAUGUCGAGGCCCUGAUGGGCCAAUCCAACCACAUCGGCUACUGUAUGUGUGUAUGGUAGUGGAACAUUGUAAUUCAUUUUCAAACUUGUAACUUCCGAGAGCGGUUAUGGAGGUGGCUCCCUACGAGAAGGCUCAACGUACGCCCAAGUGUGCUCGAUGUCGCAACCAUGGGAUCGUUUCCGCCCUGAAAGGACACAAGAGGUACUGCAGGUGGAAGGAUUGCUUUUGUGCCAAGUGUACCUUGAUAGCCGAGCGACAGAGGGUCAUGGCUGCACAGGUGGCUUUGAGGAGGCAACAAGCUCAGGAAGAGGCCGAAGCCAAGCAGAAAGGUAUUCGAAUAUUGAGCACUGAGGAUGAGGUUUCCGAGAAGAAUGAACGAUCCUCGCCCAUAGAGGAAGAAGCAGCCUCGCCGCCGGUCUCUUGGCCGGGCACAUCGUCCACGCCAGCUGUCGAACCCGAACAGCCACAUCCGCAACAACAGCAGCAGCCUCCGAUUCCUCCUCUGCAUCAUCAUCACCACCACCAACAUCACCUCCAGCAACAACAACAGCAGCAACAUCACCAGCAUCAGCCCAAAGUCGUGGAAAAGGAGCUUUACACACUUGAAGUCCUGUUCCCGUACGUUUCCAAGAUCGACAUCCUGAACACGUUCAUGAAGAGCGACAAGAACUUUUUGAGAGCUGUUCAACUUUUGUUGAAGAAGCCUAAGAGAGCUUCGGAGAAUAAAUCCGAAGAUGACAUGAUCAUUCUGAACCAACAGGCGUAUUCGCUUCAGCAACGAUAUUUGGCAGCGGCUGUGGCGGCCUCUGCCGCCGGUUUUGGUCAAAACUUCUUGGAGAAUUCCGCUCCCCCUGACCUUCACGUGGCUCCAAUUUUGAGACACAUUGAAGUCCCGGUGUAUCCAAGGUAUCCCAUGGGAAACAUCUAUUUUCCAGACAAGGAGCCAAACUGAAAAACAAAUGUUCCAUCAAAAUCGGUUAUUAAGACGUUGUCCCAGUACCCUCUGAAUGUAGUAGUAAAUAUGUUAUUUAUCAUCCCCCAAUCCAGCUCAAUGUGCAAUAACAAAACACUUGACAAUACAAUGACUGCAAGUCAA
Tigriopus californicus is the source of this 1384-nucleotide messenger RNA. RefSeq names its product protein male abnormal 3-like. Gene Ontology annotation, cellular component: nucleus. The coding region runs from base 395 to 1240 and encodes 281 amino acids. The record is from RefSeq and is a predicted model, not a curated record. The transcript has 2 exons. Gene Ontology annotation, biological process: regulation of transcription by RNA polymerase II; sex differentiation. Gene Ontology annotation, molecular function: RNA polymerase II cis-regulatory region sequence-specific DNA binding; DNA-binding transcription factor activity, RNA polymerase II-specific. Lineage: Eukaryota; Metazoa; Arthropoda; Copepoda; Harpacticoida; Harpacticidae.